Molecule: messenger RNA, 387 nt
Organism: Poecile atricapillus (Black-capped chickadee)
Lineage: Eukaryota; Metazoa; Chordata; Aves; Passeriformes; Paridae
Product: sericin-1-like
Exons: 1
Coding region: 1-387 (128 amino acids)
Source: RefSeq, a predicted model, not a curated record
AUGUGCUCCCGCCAGGACAAGGACCAGUGCUACCAGCAGGAACGCUCCUGCUGCCAGGGGAGCAGCGGAUCCGGCUGCCAGGGGAGCAGUGGCGGCUCUGGAUGCCAUGGAAGCAGCAGAUCCAGCUGCCAGGGGAGCAGUGGCGGCUCUGGAUGCCAUGGAAGCAGCAGAUCCAGCUGCCACGGGAGCAGCGGUGGAUCCAGCUGCCACGGGAGCAGCGGUGGAUCCGGCUGCCACGGGAGCAGUGGAGGAUCAGGAUGCCACGGGAGCAGCGGUGGAUCCGGAUGCCACGGGAGCAGCGGAUCCGGCUGCAGCGGGGGACCCUGCCACGGGACAUCGCAGGAGUGCCAGCAGCAAAUCUACCAAGUGUCCUCCAGGAUGAAGUGA